AUGCUCCGCCGUCCAGCAACGGUCAUCACCCUCACGGCCGACGACAUUGCUGCCUACGAAGCCAAUCGGCAGCGGCGCAUGCAAUCUCAGCAGAACCGUCAAGGCUCGGAACUCUCCUCUUUCGAUGGCUCAAGGAACGGCAAGAGCAGAGCUGAUCCGAGUGACGAACUUAAACCAAUGCCGCAGGAGAAGGCCCGCAAUGUGAGAACGCGCGAGGAGAGGAUCAUGGGGGGUGGAAGCCGAGCCUGA
Coniosporium apollinis CBS 100218 is the source of this 249-nucleotide messenger RNA. RefSeq lists its product as uncharacterized. Gene Ontology annotation, cellular component: anaphase-promoting complex. The transcript has a single exon. The record is from RefSeq and is a predicted model, not a curated record. Bases 1 to 249 code for a protein of 82 amino acids. Lineage: Eukaryota; Fungi; Ascomycota; Dothideomycetes. Gene Ontology annotation, biological process: anaphase-promoting complex-dependent catabolic process.